This is a messenger RNA of Fulmarus glacialis (Northern fulmar), 719 nucleotides long. RefSeq names its product peroxiredoxin 3 (gene PRDX3). Lineage: Eukaryota; Metazoa; Chordata; Aves; Procellariiformes; Procellariidae. Gene Ontology annotation, cellular component: cytosol; mitochondrion. The record is from RefSeq and is a predicted model, not a curated record. The transcript has 5 exons. Gene Ontology annotation, biological process: cellular response to stress; response to oxidative stress; hydrogen peroxide catabolic process. Gene Ontology annotation, molecular function: thioredoxin peroxidase activity. The annotation marks the transcript as partial.
GGUGGCACAGCCCGCAGCUCUGUUUUCUCCCUCACAGGCUCCUCGCGGUUUGCUCCAGCGGUUACACAACACGCCCCGUUUUUUAAAGGAACGGCUGUUGUUAACGGAGAGUUCAAGGAGCUGAGCCUGGAUGAUUUCAAGGGGAAAUACCUGGUCCUCUUCUUCUACCCCCUGGACUUCACCUUUGUCUGCCCCACAGAAAUUGUGGCUUUCAGCAACAAGGCAAAUGAAUUUCAUGAUGUGAACUGUGACGUGGUAGCAGUUUCUGUGGAUUCUCAUUUUUGUCAUCUGGCCUGGAUAAAUACACCACGAAAGAGCGGCGGUUUAGGCAAAAUGAAUAUUCCAGUUCUGUCGGACCUCACAAAACAAAUCUCCCGUGAUUAUGGUGUGCUGCUAGAAGGACCUGGCAUAGCACUAAGAGGACUCUUCAUCAUUGAUCCAAACGGGAUCAUCAAGCAUCUAAGUGUCAAUGAUCUCCCCGUCGGUCGUAGCGUGGAAGAGACCCUCCGCUUGGUGAAAGCAUUCCAGUACGUGGAAACACAUGGAGAGGUUUGCCCAGCAAACUGGACUCCAGACUCCCCUACAAUCAAACCAAGCCCGGAAGCUUCUAAAGAAUAUUUUGAGAAAGUGCAUACAUAAACACUCAAAAUAUGUGGACAAAACUCUUAGUACCAUACACUGAAGACAUUAGGAAAACAGCUGUGAUUAUUAAAAAAAAA